Molecule: messenger RNA, 992 nt
Organism: Gryllus bimaculatus (two-spotted cricket)
Lineage: Eukaryota; Metazoa; Arthropoda; Insecta; Orthoptera; Gryllidae
Source: the annotation of a GenBank genome assembly
GCAAGCGCAGCGUGCCGCACACGCGCCGCCUCAAGGUGGACCCUCUGGUGCAGUUCGCGGUGCAGCAGACGGGCUUCAAGCGCGUGAAGCGCGGCUACAAGCCGCUGCGCGUGGAGAACCUCGUGCAGCACAUGCGGCCGCAGCGCGACCCCACCGACCCCUACUUCCCGUUCCAGUGGUACCUCAAGAACACGGGCCAGAACGGCGGCAAGGCCAAGCUCGACCUCAACGUGGAGGCGGCGUGGGCGCAGGGCUUCACGGGCAAGAACGUCACCACCGCCAUCAUGGACGACGGUGUCGACUACAUGCAUCCAGAUCUGAAGUACAACUAUAACGCCCGAGCAAGCUACGACUUCAGCAGUAACGACCCGUUUCCGUACCCUCGCUACACAGACGACUGGUUCAACAGCCACGGCACGCGCUGCGCAGGUGAAGUGGCGGCCGCUCGAGACAACGGCAUUUGCGGCGUGGGCGUCGCUUACGACUCCAAAAUUGCAGGGAUCCGCAUGCUGGACCAGCCCUACAUGACGGAUUUGAUCGAGGCGAACUCGAUGGGCCAUGAGCCCAACCUGAUCGACAUCUACAGCGCGUCGUGGGGGCCGACGGACGACGGCAAGACGGUGGACGGCCCGCGCAACGCCACCAUGCGCGCCAUCGUGCGCGGCGUCAACGAGGGCCGCAACGGCCUGGGCAACAUCUACGUGUGGGCGUCGGGCGACGGCGGCGAGGACGACGACUGCAACUGCGACGGCUACGCUGCCUCCAUGUGGACCAUCUCCAUCAACAGCGCCAUCAACGACGGCCAGAACGCGCACUACGACGAGAGCUGCUCCUCCACGCUCGCCUCCACCUUCAGCAACGGCGCCAAGGACCCCAACACCGGCGUCGCGACAACGGACCUCUACGGGAAGUGCACCACCACGCACUCGGGCACUUCGGCAGCCGCCCCCGAGGCCGCGGGGGUGUUCGCCCUGGCGCUCGAGGCCAAGUGA